CGCUAUAAACCCAUUGGCUUAAUCAUGCACGACGCAAGUCAUACCAGGGUGUAGCAGCAUAAUCGCCGCGUGAUAUGAUCCAUCUAUCAGAUUUUCUAGCCGACAUUCAGUACCGGAUAUGACACAUGGAAUUGUAUUCCGCAUCUUGCAGCUCCGGUUCCCAGGCUACCCAUGAUUGAUCUCUGGCUGGCAUUCGGUCGCGGUCUUUAAAACUCGAAAAUCGCGUCUAUGAAUUUACUUGAUCCCCUGCCAUGUCCGUGGCUAUCGUGACCGGUGCCGGCCAAGGAAUUGGCAAAGUGAUUGCUCUCAGAUACGCUGACGAUGGCUUCGAUGUGGCUAUCAACGACCUGCCUCGUAAAUCAGAAGCCCUGGAAUUGCUUUCAGCAGAAAUUUUGGCUAAGGGAAGGAGGUCCUGCAUAAUUCUUGCUGAUGUGUCUGUGUGGAAGGAGGUGGAAAUUAUGGUGACCAAAGUGGUCGCAGAGCUAGGUCAAUUGUAUGUUGUGCGUUUCAGUCCGUAUUUUGAUGGGCGUCCGGUCUGCGGGAAUGGGUUUUGGGCGGCGUCUCCUGGACAGUGCGUUGAUCGUGUGCUCAAUGUCAACGCCCGAAGUGUUUUCCUUCGUUACAAACUUGCUGCCAAACAGAUGAUUACACAGGGGUCUGGGGGUCGAAUUAUCGGAGCAUCUUCGGUCCUUGGACAGCAAGGUGGAAGAUACGUUAGUGCCUACAGUGCCUCAAAGUUCGCCAUUAGAGGUCUUACGCAUUGUGCAGCUACCGAAUUUGGAGAAUAUGGGAUCACAGUAAACUUCUACACUCCAGGUUUACCAUGCCAUAUGCUUGUUUCCUAA
Guyanagaster necrorhizus is the source of this 845-nucleotide messenger RNA. Its product is annotated as NAD(P)-binding protein. The transcript is spliced from 4 exons. Lineage: Eukaryota; Fungi; Basidiomycota; Agaricomycetes; Agaricales; Physalacriaceae. The coding region runs from base 252 to 845 and encodes 197 amino acids. The record is from RefSeq and is a predicted model, not a curated record. Gene Ontology annotation, molecular function: oxidoreductase activity, acting on the CH-OH group of donors, NAD or NADP as acceptor.